AUGAUUGACGACAGAAAUGUAUACCUCUUUUUCAAGGGAAGUGAGUUUGUAUUAGGAACUCACUCAUUUGUUGGUAUCAGUGGUAUCGAUGAAAGUACUUUCGGCGCACGCUUGUACGUGACGUCAGUCGAGCCAAGACGGUUUGCGUUGUCGGUCGGUGUGUACACUCUUUUCGCGACGCAUCGCCAUGUUUUCGGUGAUUUGUUACAUUUGAUUCAGCAUCAACGGCACGUGACUGCUGCAAAGUAUGUGGAACAUCACUUAACGUUCACUAUAGAUCAACCGUACUUGCUGUGCCCUAGCAAUCCAAUGAGCACUGCAUUGUACUUGCCGUAUCCUUGCAAUCCAAUGAGCGCUGCAUUGGUGAGUUUAUAAUUAAGUUAUAUGAUUCGGUUAAAUGUUUUAUCACCUUUUACCUGCAUGUUGCAAUAUCCCGCGAAUUUGGGGGCCCGUAUAUAUUUCACUUACUAGUAAUAUAGAAAAUGGAUCAUAUGGCGGAAAACCUUUGUGUAAUGUUCAAUUUUUUUUUUCGGAUUUUGAUUACGCAAGAGGGGUAUUGUUAAUUUCUUACAUUUAUUUCGAAAUAAUUUUCUUAGAUGGGGAAUUUAAUUCUGUAUCUCCCUGUAUAGAAAUUUAUUGCGAGAAAAGUCCGUAACGCGAGUUAUAUUGAAAGUUGUGUGUGUGUGUGCGCCGUAGUACUCGUUGCGCCAGGAAUUGGUGGUUUUUUUCGUAUAACACGCGAACGCGGUGUUACAUUUUUUUCGAAAUAAUUUUCCUAGAUGGAGAAUUUAAUCCUGUAUCUCUCUGUAUAGAAAGUUAUUGCGAGAAAAUUCCGUAACGCGAGUUAUAUUACAACUUGUGUGUGUGCGCCGUAGUAUUCGUUGCGCUAGGCAUUGUAGUUUUUUUCGUAUAACACGCGAACGCGGGGUUACAAUUAGUUCGAAUUAAUUUUCCUAGAUGGAGAAUUUAAUUUUGUUUCUCUCUAUGUAGAAAGUUGUUGUGAGAAAAUUCUGUGACGCGAGUUAUAUUGAAAGUUGUGUGUGUGCGACGUAGUACUCGUUGCGCUAGGAAUUGUAGUUUUUUUUAGUAUAAUACACGAACGCGGUGUUACAUUUAUUUCGAAAUAAUUUUACUAGAUGUGAAAUUUAAUUCUAUAUCUCCCUGUAAAGAAAGUUAUUUGCGAGAAAAUUCCGCAACGCGAGUUAUAUUGCAAGUUGUGUGUGUGCGCCGUAGUACUCGUUGCGCUAGGAAUUGUAGUUUUUUUCGUAUAACAUGCGAACGCGGGGUUACAAUUAGUUCGAAUUAAUUUUCCUAGAUGGAGAAUUUAAUUUUGUUUCUCUCUGUGUACAAAGUUGUUGCGAGAAAAUUCCGUAACGCGAGAUAUAUUGCAAGUUGUGUGUGUGCGCCGUAGUAUUCGUUACGCUAGGAAUUGUAGUUUUUUUAGUAUAACACACGAACGCGGUGUUACAUUUAUUUCGAAAUAAAUUUUCGAGGUGGGGAAUUUAAUUCUGUAUCUCCCUGUAUCGAAAUUUAUUGCGAGAAAGUUCCGUAACGCGAGUUACAUUGCAAGUUGUGUAUUUGUGCCGUAGUACUCGUUGCGAUAGGAAUUGUAGUUUUUUUAGUAUAACACACGAACGCGGUGUUUCAUUUAUUUCGAAAUAAAUUUUCUAGGUGGGGAAUUUAAUUCUGUAUCUCCCUGUAUAGAAAUUUAUUGCGGGAAAAUAGUUGAUGCCAUCAUCAAAUGAUAAAUAUAUACACAAUAAAUUAAAAUGUAAGUGUUUUAUUCUUGUGGCACCUUUCUUACUCAACUUUUCGGAUGAUUUUCGGGUAAAGUCUUUGAAUGUAUGUUAAAUACCGUUGUUUCGGUAUAAAUUUCUCUCUUCAUGAAGUGAAUAUUGACCAUAUUUGUAGUAUUUAAAAUUUUCCUUUUGUAACACACACAUUUUAGUUUUUCCUAACAGUACAUAGUAAAUCGCUUUUAUUUGUGAGUUUUGAGUGUUGUUUUAAACUUGGGAUUUUCCUUCUGGAACACCCUGUAUGUUUGCUUUUCUUUGUGUCCGUGAAAAUUUUUCUUCAAUAGCGGUUUUAGGGCUAUCUUUUUGCACUGUUUUUUAACACCUUGUUUAUUAGUUUCCUGGAGCAUCGGAUGAACACGAGCAAUAUUUGUAGUGUUUAGAUGUUUUCCUCUUUGAUGGUUAAAUUUUCUAAUUGUGACACCUUGUAUAAUCCUUUUCCUUCACAUCCCUGAAAAUUUUGCUUUGACUGUUAUUAGAGUUUAACUUCUUGCACUUUGAAUUUUCUUUUGUCACACCCUGUAUAUUUGGUUCCAUUUUCCAUCACCUAGAAAAUGGGCAAUUUGCUAAUUUCUUUAUCCCGGUAGAAUAUUUUGACGUGUUACUUGCUUACAUGUACGCGACGAUGCAGGUCGAAAGAUCUGUGUCAAUAUGGCAGCAUGUAUUUUGUUGACUUGUAAAAUCUAAACCUGUAUUCUAUUGUUAAUAAAGCAAUAGCAAGAUA
Dalotia coriaria is the source of this 2517-nucleotide messenger RNA. RefSeq lists its product as uncharacterized. The record is from RefSeq and is a predicted model, not a curated record. Lineage: Eukaryota; Metazoa; Arthropoda; Insecta; Coleoptera; Staphylinidae. The coding region runs from base 1 to 375 and encodes 124 amino acids. The transcript has 4 exons.